AUGCUCAAUACAUACAAAAAUCAAAGCUUUAGUGGCUGUCAAAUGACAAAAGGAGUUUCCGAGUGUCAAGUUCCGAGACGAGGUAAAAAAUCUCUGAUAGUGAAUGCCCGUGAAAGACAUUUAACCUACUCUGAUUUUCCAUGUACCAGGUAUGUUAAUGUACUGCCGAAGACCUGUCACUUCGUUUCUCAAAAGUCGAAAUAUAAAGAUUCCAAGCAACUCACUUCCCGUUCAAAGAAUAAAUUUAUUUUGAUGAGAAGCCUAUUGCAUAGCACCGUUUUGAAAAUUGCAAGUUGCUCUCAUACUGACCAAAAAGGCCAGUUCAAUGUCGAGGAGGUUUCCAAGAUUGCAUCAUGGCUGUGGAGACAAAACAGAGGUGUUUUUCAAUCAUAUUUUGAGGUACUUGCCGUAUUCGAAGAGCGCAGGGUUACAAAAAAGCCCGUGUCCUUUCCCUCAGUAAGGAAACUGUCGGAAGCUAUUGGAAAACAAUGUAUACCAUCAACCUACAGUUACGAAACGCUGACCAAUGGGGCAGACACUACAGCGAUGGAGAGCAAGAAAACGUACAAGGCCUUCUGUGGCAGAUUCUCUCUCAAGGAGGCUACAGGUAGGGUCAGGAAGAAGAAACCUAUACAAACCUUCGCCCUCCGCUCCGCCAACAUUGAAGACGUCUUUCUCCUAUAG
Messenger RNA from Lachancea meyersii CBS 8951, 684 nucleotides. The record is from the annotation of a GenBank genome assembly. Lineage: Eukaryota; Fungi; Ascomycota; Saccharomycetes; Saccharomycetales; Saccharomycetaceae.